AUGCUUGCAAAGUCUGCCGUCAGGCCUACAGAUAUAAACACACAUGCCACGGAAAGGCGUUUCGACGCCAUAAACACGUACGUAGGUGGUUGCGCACAGGUCACUGGAAGUCACCGAGGUCCCAUCCGGCUCUUCCGUCAGCCUACGUUCCAACACCCUGCUCACCAGGUCUUUACUCUCUUAACGACUCCAAAUACUACAUCACGCUUGACAGUUAUUCAGAAACACACAAUCGUGGUCCCCGCCGCCGACAAAUCUAAACCCUACAUUCCUCUGGCCGGCUGCGCCGAUGACAGCUGGUCAAAAGAAGAUGAAGCAAUGGCCACAUGCUUCUGUGGCGCCGUGCAUCUGGCAGUCAUAAGUCUGGCACCUGAGUCUAUCCCUCCGUGUACACGGGACAACCUGCCUGCGGGGCUCCCCAUUUCCCCCCUUCCGCCUCUCCCCCCAAAUCCAUCUCAUCUCCUCUGCUCUAACACCGCCUCCCAAACCCCCCAGCCAACCCAAGGCCCGGGCCUGGUCGACACCUCCACCUGCAACUGCGCCGACUGCCACAAACUCACCGCGUCCACGUUCGCAUCCGACUUCACCGUCGCCGACACGCACCUGAAGCACCUGCGCGGCCGCGACGACCUGACGUCCUUCCGCCAAACGCGCACCGUCGCCUCGGGCAACACCAUGACCAACCACUUUUGUUCCACGUGCGGCACGCCCAUGUACCGCGUCGGCUCGGCUUUCCCGGGCCAGAGUAUCCUGCGCAUCGGCACCGUGGACGAUUUCCAUCUGCACGAGACCAAGUUGAGACCCAGGGUGGAGCAGUUUACCAAGGACCGUGUGGGCUGGCUGUGUGGCGUGGAGGGGGUCAAGCAGAUUGAAGGAAACGCUUAUACUCAGGGGGGCACCGCACUGAGCUGGGGGCAGGGGGCAGAUUUCCGUCUCGUUUUCGUGCCGAGACUUCUACGUCGAGAUUUCGGACGACGCCCCGACCGAAGGAUCACUCGGAUGAUGCGCUUAGGGGGGCUUCGGGACAGCGCCUUACCUGAGCAUAGUCUGGUGCCCGAUUGGAGUCCCUAA
Messenger RNA from Letharia columbiana, 1071 nucleotides. RefSeq lists its product as uncharacterized. Gene Ontology annotation, molecular function: carbon-sulfur lyase activity. Bases 1 to 1071 code for a protein of 356 amino acids. Lineage: Eukaryota; Fungi; Ascomycota; Lecanoromycetes; Lecanorales; Parmeliaceae. The record is from RefSeq and is a predicted model, not a curated record. The transcript has 2 exons.